This is a messenger RNA of Impatiens glandulifera, 1795 nucleotides long. RefSeq names its product aspartic proteinase PCS1-like. Gene Ontology annotation, biological process: proteolysis. Gene Ontology annotation, molecular function: aspartic-type endopeptidase activity. The transcript has a single exon. Bases 138 to 1466 code for a protein of 442 amino acids. NCBI's taxonomy places the organism in Eukaryota, Viridiplantae, Streptophyta, Magnoliopsida, Ericales, Balsaminaceae. The record is from RefSeq and is a predicted model, not a curated record.
CCCACCUCUGCCCCCAUAACACCAAAAAUCUCAAUAAAUAUUUCUUUCUCUUUCCUCUAUUUCUCUCUGCUCAACAAAGAAACAAACAACCAGAGGACUGCCAAAUCCAAAUCCAAAUUCCAAAUUCCAAAUUCACCAUGAAAAACCUCAACCUUAUCGCCCCAUUUCAGAUUCUCUCUCUAGUAAUCUACCUUUUGCUCUUCCAAAUCCAACAUUCUUCUUCCUCAUCCUCAUCGUCUUUAACCGCACAUCAAAUGCUUGUUUUGCCUCUCAAAACCCAAAAAAUCCCUUCCAUUUCUCUCCCCAGUAAACUCCCCUUCCGCCGCAAUAUCUCCCUCACGGUCUCUCUCUCAGUCGGCACGCCGCCGCAGAAUGUGACCAUGGUUCUUGACACCGGCAGCGAACUUACCUAUCUCCAUUGCAACUCCACCUCUUCUUACCCUGUUUUCAAACCCACAAAUUCCUCUUCUUUUUCCUCAAUCAGUUGCUACUCACCCAUCUGCACAACCCGAACCCGGGAUUUCUCCGUUCACCCAUCCUGCGACCCGAAUAACCUAUGCCACACCAUCCUCUCCUACGCAGAUAUGUCCUCGUCUGAAGGAAACCUCGCCACCGACAUUUUCAGACUCGGAGGAUCCGAAUUACCUGGUACAAUAUUCGGAUGUAUGGUUUCGGGUUACAGUAGUAACCCACAAGAAGACUCGAAAACAACUGGGUUAAUGGGUAUGAACCGUGGCUCACUCUCUUUCGUAUCUCAAAUGGGUUUCCCCAAAUUCUCUUAUUGUAUCUCCGGAUACGACGUUGCCGGAGUUUUACUUCUCGGCGAUACAAAUUUCACUUGGUUGGCUCCAUUAAAUUACACACCUUUAGUUCAGAUUUCAUUGCCACUUCCCUACUUUGACCGGGUUGCUUAUACGGUUCAGCUAGAAGGAAUUCGGGUGUCGGAUAAAUUACUUGCGUUACCCAAAGAAGUAUUUGAACCAGAUCACACAGGAGCGGGUCAAACAAUGGUUGAUUCGGGUACUCAGUUUACUUAUAUAUUAGGGCCGGCUUAUGCUGCUUUAAGAACCGAGUUCUUGAAUCAAACAAAUGGGAUUUUACGUGUGUUUGAGGAUUCGAAUUUUGUGUUUGAAGGGAGUAUGGAUCUUUGUUAUCGGUUGCCAAACUUGCCAUUGAUUGAAACUGUUUUGCCCCGGCUGCCGUCGGUGACGUUGGUUUUCCGGGGAGCGGAAAUGAGUGUUUCAGGUGAACAGUUAUUGUAUCGAGUGCCGGGGAUGACGAUUGGGAAUGAUUCCAUACAUUGCUUCACAUUUGGAAAUUCUGAUCUUCUUUCAGUGGAAGCGUACAUUAUUGGGAAUCAUCAUCAGCAAAACGUGUGGAUGGAAUUCGAUUUGGAGAAAUCGAGGAUUGGAUUGGCUCAGGUGCAAUGUGAUUUGGCUAGUCAAAGAUUCGGUAUCAAUAAGUAGAAUUAAUAUCCGGGUUGGGUUCGAUUUCAUCUAAAAACGCUUGAAAUAUCGUCGGGUUUACGACAGAUUGUGGCGGUGUUCGUGUACUACUCUAGUAGGGUAUAUCUGAAGAGGAAUCAUGUCUGUGUAUCAGACGGCAGCUAUUGCAAGAUUGAAGAAAACAUUAACUCUACUCCACGUGAUGCAUGUGAAGACAUAUUCUUAACUUGAUAAAUAAAUAAAACUGACAUAUUUAUGUUUUUGGCAUUGUAUUUUAUUCCUUUUUAUCUUUUUGUAUACCUAGUAAUUUAUUUAUUUUAUACUGUAUAUGCAUUUACUAUUCUGUGUGA